This is a messenger RNA of Drosophila takahashii, 922 nucleotides long. RefSeq names its product NAD(P)HX epimerase (gene Naxe). Gene Ontology annotation, molecular function: NAD(P)HX epimerase activity. Gene Ontology annotation, cellular component: mitochondrion. Lineage: Eukaryota; Metazoa; Arthropoda; Insecta; Diptera; Drosophilidae. The record is from RefSeq and is a predicted model, not a curated record.
ACAGCUGUUUGAAAACUUGAUAACUUGCAGAAAUUAAAAUCUUGAUUAAAAUUAAAUUCCACAGGGAAGUACACCUGAAUUGAAAGGGAAAUCUAUGAGCCUGCUUCACCGGCCAAUUGGCGCGUCCUUGAAGGGCAUUUCCCGGCUGAUCCACCCACUGUUGGCACCACAAAACAGGAAAAAACUAGAAACACCACUGAAUAUCAAGCGAUUCCUCGCCGGCAAAAGGAUGAAUUUAAAGUACCUCAACCAAAAGGAGGCCAUCGCCGUGGACCAGGAGCUCUUCGGCGAGUACCAGUUCAGCGUGGACCAGCUGAUGGAGCUGGCCGGCCUGAGCUGCGCCCACGCGGUGGCCAAGUGCUUUGCCGCCGAGAAGCAUCCGCGAAUCCUCGUCUGCUGCGGUCCCGGGAACAACGGAGGCGACGGCCUGGUGGCCGCCCGGCACCUGCGGCUCAUGGGCUACACGCCCACCAUCUACUACCCCAAGCCGACGGCCAACCGGCUGUACGAGAGCCUCAGUCACCAGUGCCAGAGGAUGGAGAUCCCGAGCAUCGAGGAGUGUCCAUCGGUGACCAGCGCCGCCUGCAGCUACGACCUCAUCCUGGACGCCCUCUUCGGCUUCAGCUUCAAGCCCCCGGUGCGGGCCGACUUCCUGGCCGUCGUGGAGCUGCUGCAGCAGACCAAACUGCCGAUUGCCAGCGUGGACAUCCCAAGCGGCUGGGACGUGGAGAAGGGCAAGGUGACUGAAUGCGACUUGGAGCCCGCUCUGCUCAUCUCGCUGACUGCCCCGAAGCUUUGUGCCCGCCAGUUCCGCGGGGAGCAUCACUACCUGGGCGGCCGAUUCGUACCGCCGGCCCUGCAGCGCAAGUACGAACUGAAUCUGCCCGUCUAUCCGGGCAACGAACUGUGCGUCAAGCUGUGA